Molecule: messenger RNA, 1334 nt
Organism: Drosophila subobscura
Lineage: Eukaryota; Metazoa; Arthropoda; Insecta; Diptera; Drosophilidae
Product: serine protease 7
Exons: 3
Coding region: 52-1323 (423 amino acids)
Biological process (GO): proteolysis
Molecular function (GO): serine-type endopeptidase activity
Source: RefSeq, a predicted model, not a curated record
AGUGGAAUCGUUCGAUCACAAGCGAAUAAGGGAAUAUAAUUACUAAUAAAAAUGAAAGUGUUUGCGGCGGUAUUUAUCUGCAUUCUGAUUGCCAACGUUACAAGGGCCCAAUAUGCCCGAUGUGUGAACCCCAACCAGAGGGCCGGCCUUUGUGUGCACAUCAACGAGUGCCAGACCCUCUACUCGGUUUUGCAACAGGCCAGCCUCUCGACGCUGGAGAAGCAGUUCCUCAAGGCCUCUGCCUGUGGGAUGGGCACUGACAACCGCCCCUUCGUCUGUUGCACUCAGGACACGGGCUACACGAGAAACAGGCGCGUCACAACCCCCUUUGCGGAUUAUGACGGAUUUGGUGGGGACUGGAGAGAGGAGAGACCAAACAACUUCGCAUUUCCGAAUGAAGCACGUCGCUCCUGGAACUUUGGAGGUAAUGGCCAAAGAUUUGACCCUAAAUCGGCUCAAACACAACCGCGCGAACAGUCGAUCAGCGGCGAUGGUUCCAGCCUCCUUCCCCAGCCCCCCAUCUGCGGUGGUAUUGCCAUCAAGAACAGAAUCUACGACGGCGAGGACACCGACCUCAACGAGUUCCCCUGGAUGGUGCUCAUGGAGUAUCGCAGACGAAACGGUAACGGCCUCUCCACGAGCUGCGCGGGAUCGCUGAUCAAUCAGAGAUACGUUUUGACAGCAGCCCAUUGCCUGACGGGCCGCAUCGAAAGGGAGAUUGGACCACUCUCCUCGGUUCGUUUGGGCGAGCACGACACGCGCAGUGCGGUUGACUGUCCCAGCGGUGGAGGAGGUUGUUCUCCUGAGGCUCAGCGCCUAGGCUUCGAGGAAAUCCGUGUGCACGAGUCCUACAGAGAGAAGUCGCCCAACCAGAUCCACGACAUUGGCCUAGUCCGCCUGGAGCGUAAUGUUCGCUACUCGGAUAGCAUUCGACCUAUUUGCCUUCCCGGAGUCGUGGGUUCGGAGUCGCGGCAAGGGGGCCAGGAGUUCACGGUCGCCGGAUGGGGUCGCACUCUGAAGAUGGCGAGAAGUCCGGUGAAACAGAAGGUAGUCGUGAACUACGUGGAGCCAUCGAGAUGUCGCCAGAGGUUUGCCCAGAUCAAGAUCAAUGUGGAGCCGACUCAAAUGUGUGCGGGCGGACGGUUCCGCCAAGACAGCUGCGACGGUGACUCCGGCGGGCCCCUUAUGCGGUUCCGAGACAAUGCCUGGGUCCUCGAGGGCAUCGUCUCCUUCGGUUACAAGUGCGGCCUCAAGGACUGGCCGGGAGUCUAUACGAGUGUCACUGCCUACGACAUCUGGAUCAGACAAAACGUGCGGGCCUAGAACCCUCACUG